Molecule: messenger RNA, 139 nt
Organism: Scutellospora calospora
Lineage: Eukaryota; Fungi; Glomeromycota; Glomeromycetes; Diversisporales; Gigasporaceae
Source: the annotation of a GenBank genome assembly
CAAUAUUUCUGCUAAAAAAGAUGAGCGAAGAUGUCAAGGUAUUAAGCAUUGUGAAUUUAGUGAUUCAAUUUACCUUAAUAUUGUUCAUAAUAAUUUUGAUAUUGAUUCUGAUUUUUAUUACAAAAUAACUAUUAAUUAA